CUCUCAGCCCGAGACUACACAGACGGCGCCUUACUCCCAAGCACACCUCAGAGCAGCGCUGCACCUCUCCCAGCUGGCGCCCGCUGCGCAGCUCCAGCAUGACCGCCACGACCGACGAGGCUUUGGCGCUCUCGGCGAUCCAGGUGCAGGUGCACCCGCUCGUGCUCCUCUCCGUCACCGACCAUGCCUCGCGCUCGGCCACGGGCGCACGCAAGCGCGUGCUGGGCGUGCUGCUGGGGCAGGACAACGGCGCCAGCAUCAACGUCGCCAACAGCUUUGCCGUGCCGUUCGAGGAGGACGAGGGAGGCGCAGACGGCGCAAAGAGCACGUGGUUCCUGGACCACGACUACAUUGAGAGCAUGAUGGAGAUGAGCAAGAAGGUCACGGCACGCGAGAAGAUGGUCGGCUGGUACCACACGGGCCCGCGCCUGCGUGCCUCGGAUCUGGAGAUCAACGACCUCAUGAAGCGCUUCAUUCCAAGGCCCGUCAUGGUCAUUGUCGACCCGCGCUCGCGCGACACGGGCAUACCCACCGACGCCUACUUUGCAGUGGAGGAGAUCAAGGAGGACGGCACAGCGACGCAGAAGACCUUUACGCACGUGCCAUCCUCCAUUGUUGCAGAGGAGUCCGAGGAGAUCGGCGUCGAGCACCUGUUGCGCGACAUUCGCGACACGACGACGGUCGGCACGCUCUCGACGCGCGUCUCGGCGCAGCUCUCGUCGCUGCGCGGCCUGCAGUCUCGGCUCGUCGAGAUCCGGGAAUACCUCGAGCUUGUGGUCGCGGGCAAGCUCGUCGUGAAUCAUCAGAUCAUCUACAACCUGCAGGACAUCUUCAAUCUGCUGCCCGACAUCGACAAUGCCAACUCCGACGCCGCCAUCAAGCAGAGCUUCAGCGUGGCGAACAACGACCAGAUGCUCGUCGUGUACCUCUCGUCGCUGAUCCGCGCCGUCAUUGCGCUGCAUGCGCUGGUGGACAAUCGGGCAGAGAAUGCGCGCGGCGAGGAGGAGGGCGAAGGCGCGGGAGGCGACAAGGAGAAGGAGGAGAAGGAGAAGGACAAGGGCGAGGCGGCUGCGGGCAAGGAGAAGAAGGAGGAGAAGAAGGAGAAGAAGUGAGG
Tilletiopsis washingtonensis is the source of this 1114-nucleotide messenger RNA. RefSeq names its product Mov34-domain-containing protein. The record is from RefSeq and is a predicted model, not a curated record. Gene Ontology annotation, biological process: proteasome-mediated ubiquitin-dependent protein catabolic process. Gene Ontology annotation, cellular component: proteasome regulatory particle; proteasome complex. NCBI's taxonomy places the organism in Eukaryota, Fungi, Basidiomycota, Exobasidiomycetes, Entylomatales. The transcript is spliced from 5 exons. Bases 99 to 1112 code for a protein of 337 amino acids. Gene Ontology annotation, molecular function: metallopeptidase activity; protein binding.